This is a messenger RNA of Ziziphus jujuba (common jujube), 2488 nucleotides long. RefSeq names its product ABC transporter G family member 7. Lineage: Eukaryota; Viridiplantae; Streptophyta; Magnoliopsida; Rosales; Rhamnaceae. Gene Ontology annotation, molecular function: ABC-type transporter activity; ATP hydrolysis activity; ATP binding. Bases 90 to 2285 code for a protein of 731 amino acids. Gene Ontology annotation, cellular component: membrane. The record is from RefSeq and is a predicted model, not a curated record. The transcript has 12 exons.
UUGUGCAAACAAAACUGCAAGCUAACUUCAAAAGGCUCAGAGAGCCUUCAGCUCCAAGCCGAAGAAGAAGGAAGAGGAUACAGAAGAACAUGUUGGGUUUUGGCGGGAAAAAAGUGGGCAAUAUGGUGGUGGGCUUUGCCGGUAACGGUCUGGGCCAGGCUCUGACGGCCGUGGCGGUAGCUCUCCUUCUCCGCCUCUUCUCCGGCCCAGGCCCAGCACUGUUGCCGGGGACCGAGACCAACGAAGACGGUGCGAACGAAAAAAACGAGGACGAUGAAGCUGAAACUACAGCCAGCGGAAAAGUUAUCCCGGUGACAAUCCGGUGGCGCAAUAUCACGUGCUCUCUCUCCGACAAAUCCUCAAAAUCGGUGAGGUUUCUAUUGAAAAACGUGACAGGAGAAGCUAAACCAGGAAGACUGCUAGCGAUAAUGGGUCCGUCAGGUUCAGGAAAGACGACGUUGCUAAACGUACUUGCGGGUCAGCUAACGGCGUCACCGCGGUUGAACUUGUCGGGGUUAUUGGAGGUCAAUGGAAAGCCUAGUUCGAACAAAGCUUAUAAGUAUGCUUAUGUGAGACAAGAGGACUUGUUUUUCUCGCAGCUGACAGUGCGAGAAACACUCUCUCUCGCCGCCGAGCUACAGCUACCGGAGAUAUCUUCUGCUGAAGCCAGAGAUGAAUACGUGAACAAUAUAUUGUUCAGACUAGGCUUGGUCAAUUGUGCUGAUUCGAUCGUUGGUGAUGCAAAAGUCCGUGGAAUCAGUGGAGGAGAAAAGAAACGUUUGUCUGUGGCAUGUGAACUUAUAGCAAGCCCAUCUGUUAUCUUUGCUGAUGAACCCACAACUGGACUUGAUGCCUUCCAGGCAGAGAAAGUAAUGGAAACUCUACGUCAACUUGCACAGGAUGGGCAUACUGUAAUUUGCUCCAUCCAUCAGCCUAGAGGAUCAGUGUACAGUAAAUUUGACGACAUUGUGUUGCUAACUGAGGGUGCACUUGUUUAUGCUGGUCCUGCACGUGAUGAACCAUUGGCAUACUUUUCUAGAUUCGGAUACAAUUGCCCAGAACAUGUGAAUCCUGCUGAGUUUUUGGCUGAUCUCAUAUCAAUUGAUUAUAGUUCAGCAGCAAGUGUCUAUUCAUCUCAGAAAAGAAUAGAUGGUCUUGUUGAGUCAUUUUCUCUACAAGCAUCAACAAUUCUGUAUGCAACCCCAAUCACAAGAAGAGAGAUCUCCAAGAACACCGUGAAGCAUAGCAAGAAAAGUAUAGUUAAGAAGAAGGGAGGCUGGUGGAGCCAAUUUUGGUUGCUUCUAAAGCGUGCAUGGAUGCAGGCUUCCCGUGAUGGACCAACAAAUAAAGUUCGGGCAAGAAUGUCAAUUGCAUCAGCUGUAAUAUUUGGGUCAGUCUUUUGGAGAAUGGGAAGGUCUCAGACAUCAAUACAAGACAGAAUGGGAUUGCUACAGGUUGCUGCGAUAAACACCGCAAUGGCUGCUCUUACAAAGACUGUGGGAGUGUUCCCAAAGGAGCGGGCAAUAGUAGAUAGGGAGCGAGCAAAGGGAUCUUAUACGCUAGGACCCUAUUUGCUUUCUAAGUUGUUGGCUGAGAUUCCUGUUGGAGCAGCAUUUCCUUUAAUGUUUGGUGCUGUUUUGUACCCCAUGGCUCGUCUUCAUCCUACUUUGUCUAGAUUUGGGAGGUUCUGUGGUAUUGUGACAAUGGAAUCUUUUGCUGCAUCAGCUAUGGGUCUUACUGUUGGGGCUAUGGUUCCAAACACUGAAGCAGCAAUGGCAGUGGGGCCCUCUCUUAUGACAGUUUUUAUUGUAUUUGGAGGCUAUUAUGUCAAUGCAGAUAAUACUCCAAUAAUCUUCCGAUGGAUUCCUCGUGUUUCUCUUAUAAGAUGGGCCUUUCAAGGGCUUUCUAUCAAUGAAUUCAGUGGUCUUCAAUUUGAUCAUCAGAACUCAUUUGAUAUCCAAACUGGAGAACAGGCCCUUGAGCGCCUCUCAUUUGGAGGAAGCCGCAUUAGGGAUACAGUGGUAGCUCAGAGUAGAAUACUUCUAUUUUGGUAUUGUACAACUUACCUUCUCCUUGAGAAAAACAAACCCAAAUACCAGCAGCUUGAGGCCCCACCUCUUAACCAAGACCAACCACCGCCACAACUUGAGCCUUCUGACAAAGAUCAAUCCCAACAAUACCAGCCAAAUGAAUCUCCAACACUUAAUCAAGUUGAGCCAAAUGAGCAGCUUGAAUCAUCUGCAAUUGACCAAAUCCGACCAUUUAUACUAGAAGGUGCUAAGUAAAGGAGAUGUCUUUGCGAUUAAGGAGGGUCUCAUUCCUUUCCUGAGCUAAUGAUCAAUCUCAUUGAAUAAUUACAUAUUCAUUUUCUGAUUUUUGUAUAUUCAAGACUGCUUUGGAAUCCGAUUAGGAUGCCAAGUGUCAUAGAUCUGCUUCAACCUUUUAAUGGAUGGAAAAUGACUUUCAAUACAUAAAAGAGUUGUAUUUC